This is a messenger RNA of Vanrija pseudolonga, 1240 nucleotides long. RefSeq lists its product as uncharacterized. The coding region runs from base 258 to 1094 and encodes 278 amino acids. The transcript has 3 exons. The record is from RefSeq and is a predicted model, not a curated record. Lineage: Eukaryota; Fungi; Basidiomycota; Tremellomycetes; Trichosporonales; Trichosporonaceae.
GCGCAGAGUCGCCUUGUUGAUAAAAUACAUCACCCGUCAACAUCAUCGCCCGUCGAGCAGAGUCGUCAACAAAGUCGUCUAGGUCGUCUACAUAUAGCCAGCGAGGUGGUCGUUGUCUCUCGCCGUCGCCGUCGUCUCUGGUUGCGUCUCUCGCCCGCCAACAACUGCGCCAUCGCCGUCGGCUUUCCCGAGGAAGCGCAGAUUAUAGAUUCCUGCAGCCUGCGAGCAACUUCAACACCGCAACAACCCACACCACGAUGAGUACAGCUACAGCAGCGACAUCGACAGCCCCGGACCCAGCACAGACGAGUGUCUGGUGGGGAGGGAACACAAACGUCGGCGUCGGCGGCAACUCGACAAUGUACAUCUUCACCUUCCUCGCGACCAUCAUAGUGCUGAGUCUUAUCGGCCUUGCACUCGUCUUCCGCGCCAUGAUCAUCCGGCGCAGGCUGCACCGACGUAUCGAGGAAGCGAUCGCCCGCGGCGAAGUCAUACCGUACUCGAAUCCAUUCUUGCCAACGCCCGCCGCGCCAAAGAAGCCGGCGCCCGUGCAGCCGCUGCCCACGCUCUGGGAGAGCGAGAUGCGCCUCGACGGCGACGACUGGGAGGGCUACGUUAUUGACGAGGAAAAGUGGGACUUUGUCACGCCUGUCGGCCUGUACACCGUCCACCCUCCGAUCGUCGAGGAGGAAGAGAAGCCGCGCAUGCCGCUCCAGGUGCCGUCGCUGUGGUCCGAGCUGGGCGAGGCGUUCCGCGAGAUGCUGCCCACGCGCCGGCUCGCGCGCCGGAGGCGGCGGUCGAGCGCGACGACGGCAGCGGCGGCGGCGGCACCAGUCACCGAGUUCCGCCCGACGCUGCAGGAGGCCGAGGUGCGCGACGCCCCGGGCCCAAUGCAAGAAGCGCUCGUGGGCGUGCUCAUCGCCCUGCCGUUCCAGCACGCGCAGGCCGAGCUCUGGCGCCCGCUGCACGCCGACGACGUCGAGGUCCCAGACGUGUGUCUCGGCGUCAUGGAGGUCGUCACCGUCGAGGGGGAGAAGGCUGUGAGCGAGAGCGUGCCGCCAUCGCGCUGGGCGUCGCGCGUGUCCGAGGUCUAGGCGAGGUGUGGGUGCGGCGUCGCCGCCAACGCUGGUCGUGGCCGCAAUGACGGCGUGGGCGCCCGCACCACGCUCCACUGUGUGUAUAGUAUCCCGUCCGGUCUCAUCAUAUCUUCAUAGAUCGCAUAUGUCAUUGAUACACAAGG